AUGGCUGCCAAGUGCCCCAACAAGAAGAAAGAUACAACGCCCGCGGCAGCCGCGAACGUAGCUGCAGGAGACGGGAAGGGCGUGGCACUCACCGUCACGUGUUCGGCUGCAAAGUUGCUGGCCGACAACAAGCACUUGUGGUUCCUUGACCCAGGAUGCUCCCAACACAUGACCGGCCGCAAGGAGUGGUUCACGGUGAUCCGUGACCCAUCUGCAACGAAAUCAGUCAAAGGGUUUGAUGGUUCUAAGCAGGAAGUUGCCGGUGUUGGUGAGGUUUUGCUGGAGGGCACUAACGGCUUGCGUGUGACCCUACAUGAUAUCCUCUUUGUGCUAGGAAUGAAGGCCAACUUGGUCUCCCCUGGGCAGCUCUUGGACAAGGGAGCAAAGCUGCAAACCGAGGAAGGUGUCACUCGCAUCAUCGCAUCAGGAGAUCAAGUGGCUGCAAUGGCACGAUACCGCCAUCGCCUUCACUACCUUGACCUGAAAUCGGGGCCAGCAAGGAAUGGUGCAACGGCUGUAGCGGCAUGCAACGGCACGGCGGCUGCAGCGGCAUGCAUCGAUAUAGCGGGUGGAGCUGCGAGCAACGGCACAGGGGCUGCAUCGGCAUGCAACGGCACGGCGGCUGCAACGGCAAGCAACGGCACGGCGAAGGAGAUUGCUGAUGUGGCAUCAAGCAAGCUGGAAGCUAAAGAUGGAGCGGCCAACCUCAAGACGUAUGCGGUAGGCUCCAAGGCAACGUCGAACCUGUGGCACGCUCGCCUUGGAAACGUCCACCUUGAUGCAGUGAAGCGGACAGCCACGAGCGGUGGCGUGUUCGGCAUAGACCUGGAGAAAGGAGGUGAGGAUAUGCCGUGCACUUCCUGCCAUGAAGCCAAACUCACUCGUAAAUCAUUUCCGCUGCAUGACGAGCGAGAGGAGCAUGUACUUGGGCUGAAUCCGCCGCCACCACGUACCGUCAUCGUGGUCCCGGUACCGUCUGUGCAAGGGGGCGAGAAACCCCUUGAUCGCUCGGUGGGCAGCAAGGCACCCACUGCACCUCCUCCUCUUGGUCCACCCUCCGUUGCUGAUUUGGCGCCCAUAGGAACAGAGGAUGGUUCUUUGGAGGUUGACACCAGCAUGGCUGAUCACGAGGAGGAAGAAGAAGAAGUAGCAGUGGUUGAGCACAGGCCUAACAAGGGGGUGCCACCCGUACGGUUUCAGCCAUCAGCCAUGACGGCCCUGGAUGCGGAUGAUGAGGACAACCCGUACGACGCCCUAUACUACAAGGAUGGGGCGAGCGGGAAGCGCGUGUGGCUGCUAGUCUACGUGGAUGACCUGCUAGCGGCAAGUGAAGACCAACAGCUGCUGCAGGACCUGAAGGGGUUGCUGGCCAAGGCGUUUCAGCUCCGUGAGGUGGAGCCAGCGGUGCGCUACCUAGGGCUGCAGAUUGUGCGAGAUCGCCCUAACAGGACACUCUUCCUGCACCAGAAUGCGUACGUGGCGAAGGUGCAGCAGCGGUACUUCAAGGGGGCGCCACCAAAGAAGCAGCCGAUCACUCCUCUCUCCUCUGCCAGCUUUGCCAAGCAGGAUGCCGGGCAGACAGGAGUGAGCAACACGCGGGCGAGGGCUGUGGUGACUGCUAUAUUCGGAGAGGAGUGGUACCUAUGCUGGAUUGGCAGUGUGAGUGGCAGCGUCAAUGCUCGCGCUCAUUUUCCCCUCUUCUCCCUCGGUUCCCUCACUUCACCCCCUCAUGUGCCCCAUUCUUCCUCUUAUUUCCCCCCAUCCACCCUCACAUUACCCCCCUUUCUCCCCCUCAAUUUGGCCCCCUUCACACCCCCAUUUCUCCCCCAUUUCCCGUCGUCCAUUUCUCCCCCAUAUCCCUCUCAGCCCCCCUCGCCCUUAUUUUACCCCCUUCUCCUUCUCACCUUCCUCCUCCCCUCAUCAUCAUUUCCCCCAUUGCUCCCUCUCAUUUCCCCCUUCUCCCUCUCAUUUCUGCCCCUUCUCCCUCUCAUUACCCCCCCGUCUCCCCCUCAUUUGCCCCCCUUCUCCCCCCCAUUUCUCCCCCUUCUCCCUCUCAUUGCCCCCUCUUUUCAUUCUCAAAUUCUCCCCUUCUCGCUCUCAAAUCCCCCUUACACCCCUUUCCCCUCUACUCCCUAUCAUAUCCCCGCUUCUCCCUCUCAUUUCCUACCUCGCUCCUUCUCAAUUCCCUCGUUGCGCACUCUUAGCCCCCCCCCAUUAUUGCCCUCGUUUACUCCCCUUCUCCCUCUCAUUUACCCCUCUGCUCCCCUCAUUUCGCCCCCUACUCCUUCUCACAUCCCACACUUCACCCACUCAUUUUCGCCCCUUCUCCACCACACGUCCCCCCCUUCUCUCCCUCAUUUCCCUUCCUGCUCCUUUCACUACCCCCCCAUCUCCCCCCCAUUUCCCUCCGUCUUCCCCUUCGUUUCUCCCCCUUCUCCCUCUUUUUAUCCCCUUUUCACCCUCUCAAGUUCCCCCCUCCAGUCUCUCAUAUCCCCCUUCUCUCCCUCCCCUCCCACCCCCACCCUCUUCGAUGUCGUGCUCCAAACGCGCCACCUUGACCUGGCGGUAUCCGAGAAUUCCGCGGCAGCGUGA
This is a messenger RNA of Closterium sp. NIES-65, 2592 nucleotides long. NCBI's taxonomy places the organism in Eukaryota, Viridiplantae, Streptophyta, Zygnematophyceae, Desmidiales, Closteriaceae. The record is from the annotation of a GenBank genome assembly.